Gossypium raimondii (Peruvian cotton) is the source of this 1931-nucleotide messenger RNA. RefSeq names its product putative disease resistance RPP13-like protein 1. The transcript has a single exon. Gene Ontology annotation, biological process: defense response to other organism. The record is from RefSeq and is a predicted model, not a curated record. Lineage: Eukaryota; Viridiplantae; Streptophyta; Magnoliopsida; Malvales; Malvaceae. Gene Ontology annotation, molecular function: ADP binding. The coding region runs from base 183 to 1922 and encodes 579 amino acids.
CAAAGGUUCUUUUGUGGGUUCCUUAUCAACUCCGAUUGUGUUUUCGCAAUUAGUAUUAAUUUAUUGUGUGAGUAGGGCGAAGGCUAUCGCAUGGAUAUGACAAAGGUAGAAAAUAUAGAAGAACUGUCGUCAUUACCAAUUGAUUCGUGUAUUCCUUUACUUUGUUUUUCAGUACAACCACCAUGUCAUUGCUUGAGGCCCUGUCCGUCAUACGGGAAGUUGUAGUCUCCAAGGUCUUCGACUUUCUCCUUGACAAGUUAGCCUCGUCUGAGCUCCUGCAAUUGGCUACUGGAAAAGAGGUUCAAGAGGCGAUCCAUAAGUUGGACAUGGAGCUGAAGGAGAUUCGUGCAGUGCUUGAUGAUGCUGAAGAGAGACAGGUGAAAGAGAAGUCCGUGAAAAACUGGUUGACCAACCUUCAAAACUUGGCGUAUGAUGUGGAGGACGUUUUGGACGAGUUUGCAACCGAAAUUGGCAGGCGAAACUUGAUGAUGGAACGUCGGGGUUGCUCAAGUAAGAGACCCAAACUCAUUCCUGAUUCAUUCACUGCUGUUAUGUUUAAUAGAGAUAUGAUGUCCAAGAUAAAAGAUAUCACCGCCAAAUUGAAAGAUUUGGAACCUCAAAGAAACCAGUUGCAAUUUAAAAUUAUUGAUUGCAAGAGACCCAAAAGACUAGAAGAAAGAUUGCAGCCUACUUCUGUGGAGAUUGAAAGUCAUGUUCAUGGUAGAGAUAAAGACAAACAAACAAUGCUUGAUUUGCUCUUGAAGAGUGACAAUGAAGCAAAUUUCGUGAUUCCCAUCGUUGGAAUGGGCGGGAUCGGUAAGACAACCCUUGCCCAGCUUGUUUACAAUGAUGCUUCCAUUCAAAAUCAUUUUAACCUCAAAGCAUGGGUUUGUGUUUCUGAUGAUUUUGAUGUUAUGAGAAUAACUAAAGAAAUCUUGCAAUCACUCACUUCCAAGCCAUGCGAUGAUAAUGAUUUGAAUAGAGUUCAAGAAAAGUUAAAGAAGGUGUUGUCGGAGAAAAAGUUCUUGAUUGUUUUAGAUGAUGUCUGGAAUGAAAAUUAUCAUGUCUGGACCAUCUUGCAAUCUCCUUUUUUAACAAGAACUCGAGGAAGCAAAAUCAUUGUGACAACAAGGAACCAUGGUGUUUCAUCAACAAUGGGUGCCUUCCAUGCUCAUUCUUUAGGGGUUUUAUCAGAUGAUGACUGUAUGACUUUAUUUGCUCAACAUGCAUUAGGAGCAAGGGAUUUUGGGCGACAUCCAAGCCUAAAGGAAGUUGCUGAGAAAAUAGUGACAAAGUGCAAUGGUUUGCCUUUGGCUGCUAAAACUCUUGGUGGCCUAUUGCGCACUAAUGUUGACCUUGAUGCAUGGGAAGAUAUAUUACAAAGUGAUAUAUGGAAGUUAUCAGAACAUCAGUCUGGUAUAAUUCCAGCUCUACAAUUGAGUUACCAUCAUCUUCCUCCACAUUUGAAGCGAUGUUUUGCAUAUUGCUCCAUUCUUCCCAAGGACUACGAGUUCGGCGAGGAAGAAAUAAUCUUGCUAUGGAGGGCACAAGGAUUACUACAAGAAGCACAAGAUAAACAAUGCAUUGACGAUUUGGGUCGAAAUUACUUCAGGGAUCUAGUGUCAAGGUCUCUUUUGCAAAUGUCCAUCAGAGAUAAUUCUCGAUAUGUUAUGCAUGAUCUCAUUAAUGACUUGGCUCAAUCGAUUGCUGGAGAAGUAUGCUUUAGGAUGGAGGGUAAUCAGAAAGUUUCGAAGCACGCUCGCCACUUAUCUUACAUGCAAAAUCUUUUUGAUGGCAUCAAAAAAUUUGAGGGCAUUUGUGAAGCGCAACAUUUACGAACAUUUUUGCCAUUAAGGUUGUCAAAAGAUAGAGGAGGUUAUGUGACCAAUCAUGUUAUCAAAUGUUUGUUGCCGAAGUUAUGAUGGUUAAGG